UGCUUCAUAACAGCAGUGAAGCCGAGAGGAAGCAGAAACAUGGCUGCACUGUUCACAGCGAGGAGAGCUCUCGGCUUGUGUCUCUCCGGUCGUAGAAGUCUGUCUCAGCUGGCGGAGCUACCGGAGACCCAUCAGCUUCUGAGACAGACCUGCAGAGACUUCGCCGACCGAGAGCUGACACCCAUCGCCGGAAAGCUGGACAAAGAGCACGCCUUUCCUGCCAGACAGAUUCAGGAUUUGGGGGCGAUGGGGGUGAUGGCCAUCGAGGUCCCAGAGGAGCUGGGUGGAGCUGGGAUGGACUACCUGGCCUACAGUCUGGCUAUGGAGGAGAUCAGCCGAGGCUGCGCCAGCACCGGAGUGGUGGUGUCCGUUAAUAAUUCUCUCUACAUCGGACCGAUACUGAAGAACGGAACAGAAGAGCAGAAGAAGCAGUGGAUCACACCGUUCACCACCGGGGAGAAGGUCGGCUGCUUCGGCCUCAGCGAGCCAGGUAACGGCAGCGAUGCGGGUGCCGCCUCCACGGUGGCUCGUCAGGACGGAGACGAGUGGGUUCUGAACGGAACCAAAGCCUGGAUCACCAACAGCUGGGACGCCUCCGCCGCCGUGGUGUUCGCCACCACGGACAAGAAGCUCAAGCACAAGGGCAUCAGUGCCUUCCUGAUCCCGAUGCCUCACCCGGGCCUCUCUCUGGGGAAGAAGGAGGACAAGCUGGGCAUCAGAGCCUCGUCCACCGCCAACAUCAUCCUGGAGGACUGCAGGAUCCCUCUGGGCAACAUUCUGGGACCGCGAGGAGCCGGAUUCAAGAUCGCCAUGCAAACCCUGGACAGCGGGCGGAUCGGCAUCGCGGCUCAGGCCCUCGGCAUCGCUCAGGCCUCUCUGGACUGCGCCGCCGACUACGCACUCAAACGCACCGCCUUCGGAGCGCCCAUCGGAAAACUGCAGGCCAUACAGUUCAAGCUGGCCGACAUGUCUGUAGCAGUAGAGAGCGCCCGUCUGCUCACCUGGAAGGCUUCACUUCUUCGAGAUUCAGGGAAACCUUUCACCAAGGAAGCAGCCAUGGCCAAACUAGCAGCGUCUGAAGCCGCCACUUUAUGCGCCCAUCAGGCGAUCCAGGUUCUGGGUGGGAUGGGUUACGUGGCCGACAUGCCCGCUGAGAGGCACUACCGCGACGCUCGCAUCACGGAGAUCUACGAGGGCACCAGUGAGAUCCAGAGGCUGGUUAUCGCCGGACAGGUUCUGAAGGAAUACCAGUCGUAGACAAGCUUCUGUCGGACAUUUAAAUCACAGAUCUGGAGUCAGAUUAACCAACCGGACAUCACCUCAUCUGUACAGAUGAAGAAGAGAACACUUCUUUGGCUGCUUGUUUUUAUAUCAGGGGUUAAAUCAAAGACGACAAUACAGAAGUCCAUAAGGAAAACAGACGAUUUAAGGUUUCCAUUCACCUGCGUGUCUCAAGAUCCUUAACAUCAAGAUGAAUCAAUUCAAACUUGUCUCUGCUGCCUCAAGAAGAAAUCAGUAUGUCACCAGUUUAAAGGGUCAGUUCACCCAUAUUCAAAAACAGAAAAGGACUUUUUUAUUGCUUCUGGUGUCGAGACAUACAGAGAGUUUCUGUUUUUUUGUUUUUGGACAUCAACCUCUCUCUUGGUGCCCAAAAUCUAAAGCAACUUGUCUUGUUCACUCUCCUCAAUCACCUCCUGAUAGAGCCAAACUCUAUCAAACUUUAACCAUAAUGAUCUUUAUCUGACCAUAAGGUACACUACAUUUAGUCUGACUCACUCUUUCAGUCGAUGUCAUUGGUUUGCAGACAAACGUCCAUAAAUCUGCUCAAAAAUAAUAGAAAAAAGAUUCUCCUUAUUAACUGCAGAACUUGCCUGAGAAUCUUCACGUUUUUAGGUUUUCCUCAUUAUCAAAAUAAUCCAGUGAUAGUUGUCUCUACAUCCACGAGUUCACUGCAAACAGGAGCUGCUAAUAGAUCAUACUGCAUACUUUUAAUGGUGACAGUUUGCAAUUAUAGGCUGAAAAGUCCCCGUCUGUCACUCUAAAGCAGUACUCAACAAUAGUGUGUUGUACUUCUGUAAAGAUGAAUAAAUGAGCAGGCAGAUUAAACAAGAUUCAAGGGUUCAAAGGUUUAUUUGUCAUCAAUAAACCUGCAUAAAUCAGAUUAGAAAUCAAAGGAAAAAGAUGCUUUUUAUUACUGCAGAACUUGCCUUAGAUUCUUCACAUUUUAAGGUUUUCUUCAGUAUCAAAGUAAUCCAGUGAUGGUUGUCUGUACAUCCAUGUGUUCACUACUAGAAGGAGCUGAUCAUAGAUCCUUCUGCAUACUUUUAAUGUUGGUAAUUAGAAAAUAGAAGUCCCUACCUGUCACUUUAAAGAAGUACUAUAACAUUUAGUGUUGUACUUCUUUAAAGCAGAAGAAGAGCAGAGAUAUGUUCAACAAGAUUAAAGGCUUAAAAGGUUUAUUUGUCAUCAAUAAACUUCCAUAAAUCAGGUUAAAAAUCACAGAAAAAAAGAUGCUUUUUAUUACUGCAGAACUUGCCUGAGAAUCUUCAAAUUUUUAGGUUUUCUUUAGUAACAAAGUAAUCCAGGGAUAGUUGUCUGUACAUCGAUGGGUAAACUGCACACAGGAGCUGAUCAUAUACUUCUGCAUCCUUUUAAAGGUGACAGAUAUGCAGCUUGUGUGAACUGACCCUUUAAAACGAUGAGUUCCUGUGAGGUUUUCACCAGCAGAGGGCGGCGGAGUGCCUUCACGUUCCUCUGACCCACUUCUGCUUCAUACAGAUCAAACAUUCAUGCAUCUCUUAAAAUACUGCAUCAUCAUCAUCAUCACAACCACGCACUUGUUUUCAGAUUUCACACAGAUUUAGUAAUUUAACGUUCUGGUUGGCAGUUAGUUUAUAUUUAAUUAAAUGGCUGUCGUUGAUGACGUCUGUCGGCCUGAACGUUGAAGAUGCUUGAAGCGGUUUCUGACCUUUGUGUUUGACUGUGAGAGGCUGUGAGAUUAAAAACACACAUUAUGAUUUCACAGACCUUUUGUGCCUCAAUAACUUGUACAUAUUUUAAUGUAAAUGAUUGUGUGCAGAUUCUAAUAAAAACACAAUUACAAGACA
Messenger RNA from Anoplopoma fimbria (sablefish), 3107 nucleotides. RefSeq names its product acyl-CoA dehydrogenase short chain (gene acads). NCBI's taxonomy places the organism in Eukaryota, Metazoa, Chordata, Actinopteri, Perciformes, Anoplopomatidae. Gene Ontology annotation, molecular function: flavin adenine dinucleotide binding. Gene Ontology annotation, cellular component: mitochondrion. Bases 40 to 1257 code for a protein of 405 amino acids. The transcript is spliced from 10 exons. Gene Ontology annotation, biological process: fatty acid beta-oxidation using acyl-CoA dehydrogenase; butyrate catabolic process. The record is from RefSeq and is a predicted model, not a curated record.